Coffea arabica (coffee) is the source of this 1555-nucleotide messenger RNA. RefSeq names its product methyl jasmonate esterase 1-like. Gene Ontology annotation, molecular function: methyl salicylate esterase activity; methyl jasmonate esterase activity; methyl indole-3-acetate esterase activity. Lineage: Eukaryota; Viridiplantae; Streptophyta; Magnoliopsida; Gentianales; Rubiaceae. The record is from RefSeq and is a predicted model, not a curated record. Gene Ontology annotation, biological process: jasmonic acid metabolic process; salicylic acid metabolic process.
GGAAGAGAUAUUUGACAAACAUAGGUCGGGUUGUGUUGUUCAUGUCUUUUCCGUUUUCUUUAAUUACCGGAAAAAUCAUUGACAAAAGUGCCGUCUUCUUUGUAAGUUCAAAUCGGAUCAUCAGUGCCACCCAUUCUUUCUGGUUUCCUCAUCGACAAAUGUUUUUCUGAAGUCGAUGACAACAAAAAUGCCUCAAAUUACUGUUCUGGCCUUCUCCAGUAAAAUUAGUUUGUUGGCAUUUUCGUUCGUCCUUUUCUGUACAUUGACGGUGAAGCACUGGCACAGUGUGAUUGGAGAUGCAUGUUGAUGAUGGUAACCUUAGCGGUGGUAUAUUGACUAUCGAGCAUCGAGUCGGCCGCCCCCUUGCGUGCAAUGCAUGUACGUCUAAUCAUCAAAGUCCAAGUAGUAGAAUUUUUGACUUGCGUGUUUGGAUGUAAUCGGAUCCCUGAGACCGAGAGUAAGAUGCUCUACAGAGAAGUUUGAAGACAAUUGUGACAUCAGCAAUUUAGUUCUCAUCGCAAGAAUUCUACGAGAACGUCGCUUGCAGAUGGUGAAGGGCUUUCCUCAGAGCCCCGCUUGGCUAUAAAGAUCACUUUCAUCAGCACCAAGAAAGCAUAGAAUUUCGCUAAAAGCAAGAAAAUGAGUGAGAAAGAGAGAGCACAUUUCGUGCUCAUUCAUGGCGCUUGUCACGGGGCAUGGUGCUGGUACAAGCUGGUGACGCUGUUGAGAUCCAACGGUUACAAAGUCACUGCCCUUGACAUGGCAGCCUCUGGGGUCAAUCCCAAACGACUGGAAGAGCUCAAUUCCUUCUCAGAUUAUGCUGAGCCACUGAUGGCAUUCAUGGCGGAUUUACCAGCAGAUGAUAGAGUGAUCCUGGUCGGUCACAGCAUGGGAGGAGUGAUCAUAUCUCUCGCCAUUGAAAAGUUCCCCCAAAAGAUUGCUGUUGCUGUUUUCCUCACUGCAUUCACUCCUGCUCCUCAUCUCCCCAUUCGCACCAUGGCUGAAGAGUAUAAUAGAAGAUUGGAUUCUACCAUGGACAUCCAACAUGGGUUUGAGAACGGAGAAGACAAACCUCCUACCUCACUCCUCUUUGGCCCCAAGUUUUUGUCUACCAAAUUGUAUCAACUGUCCCCUCCGGAGGAUUUGGCGCUGGCAACCUUUUUGGUCAGGCCCAUAGCACUGUUUGCCGAUGCAAAUUUGUCAGAAGUCAUCGCACUCACGGACGAAAAUUACGGAGCUGUUCGUCGUGUUUAUAUUAUUAGCGAUAAAGACAACGUGAUAAAGGAGGACUUGCAGAGAUGGAUGAUUGAGAAGAAUCCAGUCGAAGAAGUGGAGGAGAUUUAUGAUUCGGAUCAUAUGGUCAUGUUAUCCAGGCCAUUAGAGUUGUGCUCUUGUUUGGAACGGAUUGCUGGGAAAUUCGCCUGAUGCUAAUUGGCACCAUCUUUUUUGUUUUUUUUUGGGGAUGUGGCGGUGGACGAGAUGGCAUGAUCUCCAAAGUCGGCCAACUCAUAAAUAAAUUUGCAUUGUGUGUCUAUCAAUCGAUGAAGAUUCCUAC